Messenger RNA from Rhopalosiphum maidis (corn leaf aphid), 810 nucleotides. It is a transcript of the gene Taf13, whose product is annotated as transcription initiation factor TFIID subunit 13. Gene Ontology annotation, biological process: transcription by RNA polymerase II. Gene Ontology annotation, molecular function: protein heterodimerization activity. Bases 163 to 573 code for a protein of 136 amino acids. NCBI's taxonomy places the organism in Eukaryota, Metazoa, Arthropoda, Insecta, Hemiptera, Aphididae. The transcript has 5 exons. Gene Ontology annotation, cellular component: transcription factor TFIID complex. The record is from RefSeq and is a predicted model, not a curated record.
UCCUAACAACUAUCAAUGUUUAAUGUGUCAUUUUGUAAUAAAAUUUCACAAAUUUACCAUGAUAAUUUUAAAUUCUUCAAUAUUUAAUUAAUUAUUUAGUAUUUUAGUGAAUAAUUGUCUCGUCGAUUCUUGUCUAAAGAAAUUUUGUGUGUUGUUCUUGAAAUGGCUACAGAAGAUGCAUUUGAUCAGUUUGAUGAAGAAGAACAACAAGUAGAAAGUCAGUCAUUUACAAAAGCUGGUCGAAAGCGACUUUUCUCAAAAGAAUUGCGUUGUAUGAUGUAUGGUUUUGGCGAUGAUGAAAAUCCAUAUACUGAAAGUGUUGACAUACUUGAAGAUCUAGUAAUUGAGUUUAUCACAGAAAUGACUCAUAAUGCUAUGGAAAUUGGACGGUCUGGACGAGUUCAAGUAGAAGAUAUUGUAUUUUUAGUAAGAAAAGAUGCAAAAAAGUAUGCUAGAGUCAAAGAAUUAUUAAUGAUGAAUGAAGAAUUGAAAAAAGCACGGAAAGCAUUCGAUGAAGGAAAAUUUGCUGGUAAUGAAGUACCAAACAACGGUAAUACUAGUAUCACUAAAUAAUGAACAAGGCUUUUUGUUCAAUUUAUGUUUAUUUAAUUUAAUAUGUACUUUUGUAUUAAGUAACAUUAAAUGCUUUACUUUUAUAAAUAACUUUUAAGCAUUAUAACAUUGUAUGUUUUUUUUUUAAUUAUAUAUUCUUUUGGUAAAAUAAUUCGAGAUAAUAUACUUAAAUACUACAAAACAUUGAGUUUUAUAUAAGACAUCACCAUUAUAAUACAACUUGUUUAAUUUAUAACA